Molecule: messenger RNA, 3295 nt
Organism: Hyposmocoma kahamanoa
Lineage: Eukaryota; Metazoa; Arthropoda; Insecta; Lepidoptera; Cosmopterigidae
Gene: Asph
Product: aspartyl/asparaginyl beta-hydroxylase
Exons: 16
Coding region: 148-2844 (898 amino acids)
Biological process (GO): peptidyl-aspartic acid hydroxylation
Cellular component (GO): endoplasmic reticulum
Molecular function (GO): protein binding; peptidyl-aspartic acid 3-dioxygenase activity
Source: RefSeq, a predicted model, not a curated record
UCUUGUCCCUGUCUCCCUCUCAGCUGUCUUUGCCGGUUAUUUUUAGGUUAAUUCUAAAAUAAAUUCAAGAAAGCAGGAGAUACUUAGUUAUGGUUAUGAAACAAUAAGGUGGGUAUCUGUCGCUUACGGGGCGCCAGAACGUGAACCAUGUCAGGCGACGUACAGCCAAGAAAACGUAAAGACAAGAAAAAGAAAAAAGAUGAGUUGGGUAUAGAAGAACCCCGUGGGACCGCGGCAACGUUAGGGGAUGGCGAUGUGUUCAUGCAUUCACAUCAUGACCAUGGCACUGGAGGUCACUGGUGUGCUAAGAUAAUUUUCUUCUCUUUGCUGGCUGUACUUAUCACACUUAUUGGACUGAUCAUAUUGGAGAACAGAGGACUAUCUGAAUUGGAAGCAAACGCUGUGGAGUCAAGGUAUUCUGGUAUGCUGGAGGGCUGGCUUGAAGAUGCCCCUGAUGAUGACCACCAUGACGAGCAUACACUUGAACUGAAACAUCAUGAUGAAGACGAACAUGAUGAAGAAGGCGAUGAUGAAGAUGAAGAAAUAGAUGUGGAGAAGAUAGAACAAGAACCAUCUGAUGAACCUAUUUCUAUCGAGUUACCUGCAUUGCCGGAGGAGGAUGACGAUGAUAGCCAAAAAGAUGACAACGAAGACGAAGCUGACGAUCCCGAUGAACCUGACAAUACAGAUGAAGCUGAUGACGUAGACAAUGAUUUCCUUGACGCCGACGAACCACCACCGAUUGUCGAGCGAAUCAGUGCACCUGCGGGAAAGCCUUUUGUUGAGGUGGAAGAAGAUGAAGUAUCCAGCGAAAGGCCUCCGGACACCCUGGAAGAGGAAGAAGAAUACGAGAAACAACAAGAGGAGCUGAGAAAGGAAGAGGAGAAAUCUUCUCACAUGUGGCUGAAGCUGACCAUAGGCGGCGCUCUUCUGGUGGCCACGCACGCCGUCGUGCGCCGCGCCACUGCCCGCGAUGUCCCUGAGAGUGAAUCAUCGACUAGAGAAGAAACACCUGUCAUUGAUCGAAGAAUGACACUUAUACCGGAAGAACCAGAAACUGUUGUUUCAAGAAAGGUAGAGCAACAAACAUCGAAACCAAUCGUUGAAGUGAAAAAAGUAACUCCUUUGUUAAAAUCACCACCAAAGAAACAACCGAGUAAAGAAGAAGAACAUGACGAACCCGAAGAAACCGUAGAGGAAAUUGAAGAAAUCGAGGAACCACAAGAUGAAGAUAAAGAACUAUACAGCGACGAGGAAGUUGUAGAAGAGGAGAUAGUAAAAGAAAAGGAAACACCAAAAAGUUUAGCAGUUAAAACCGACGUUCAAGAUACUAAAAUUCAACAAAAUGCUGGUAAUGAAGAUAUUGAUGACGGUGACGACGAAGAUGUUCCUGAUGACGUUGAAAUCAUAGACGAUGAACGUCUUGAAGAGGAACUUGAGGAAGAAGAAGAAAUUUCCGACGUUGAUGACACGGAGCUACUAAGCCGCCUCGAAGAGAAAUACGGACGCCUUCCCGAUCCAGAUAGACCUGAACAAAAACGCAAGGAUGGUGGGAACAGUAUAGAGGACGAGUGGCCGGGCGAACCAGCCGACGCAUUCUGGCGUCAGCAACUCGACUCGGCUGAGGAGGAACUCCGCCAGGGCAAAUGGUCAUCGGCGGUGGACCGAGCGAGUGCUACCCAGUUGGCUUCAAGCGCUAGAGCUCGGUACAUCGUGGCUACAGCUUUAGAUCGUAUGGCCGAAGCUCAAAAGGACAACCGUCUACUGUCUCGAGCCAUUACUUCCUAUCUGCAUCUGCUGAAGAUGAACGAAAACCUCUCCGAUCAGAAGAUUAGAAACAUAAGUGACCGAACCUUGGAUAGAAUACAAUUUAGAGGAAAUUAUUUAAGCGCGGAACCCGUGUACCGUCUUUUGAUUCGUCGGUUUCCUGACGUGUCUGGCUACCGAAACAACUUGACCAUAUCAUUUCUUAUGGCCAACAGGGCGGAUCUAGCGGAAGAAAAUCUGAAAGAAACGCUUCGAUUAUGGCCCAAAGACCGUGUCGCAUUGGCACAUUAUGCAUUUGUUCUAAAAAACCAACAUAAAAAAUAUGAAGAAGCUGCGAAAUUAUUUGAGAAAGCUCUAGAAGGGGACUCAGGUCCCGCAUGUGAACCUCGCUUCUACUAUCAUUAUGGGGAUGCAUUACUUUUAUUAGGUCGGUAUAAAGAGGCUCACGAAGUACACAAAAGAGGAGCGAAACAAGGUCAUUUCUUAUCCCCAGCACAGCGCUCACUUUACAACGUCAAAAGAUUAAGAGGACGCCCUUGGUGGAAAGUUGAAGACACUCCGUAUGUUCAAUUAGCUCGUGCUUUAGAAAAAUCGUGGAAAGAUAUUUUGAAAGAGGGAGAAGCAGCUACAGCACUUUAUGAGCAAGAAAAAGAGGGACUUAAAGAACGAGGGAAUUGGUCCCAGUUGGAUCUUUUUGUUAGAGGACGUGAAAUCCCUGAUAGAUGCAACCGAGCGCCUGUCACUUGUUCCAUUGUAAAAUCAGAGCCAGCGGCUGUUGGAUGUCGUAGAGGACAAAUCAAAUUCAGCGCAAUGGAACCAGGAACACACGUCCGGCCACAUGUUGGGCCAACGAAUUGUAGACUUCGAAUGCAUUUGGGCUUGAGCAAUACCAAAGAUACUCAUAUACGAGUAGAUCAGGAAACAAGACAAUGGAAUGAAGGCAAAGUGCUGCUUUUCGACGAUAGCUUUGAACACGAAGUGUGGCAUAACGGGACUGCUAAACGGCUUGUCCUAAUCGUCGAUUUGUGGCAUCCUGAUCUCACUCCCACUGAAAGACGUACCUUACCCGCUAUAUGAGUGCCUUAAUAGUGUCGUUAGGAAUGCAUAGUGUUAAAAUGAAUGAAUUUUGAUGGAUGCUUAAUAACAAUUUUAUAUUCCGUAAUACAUCACUGUUAUUAAAUACCCUAAAUAAUCAGUAUUCUUUACAGAGAGUUUAAGAACAGAUUUAAUGUUGUUAAUAUGAAUUUAUUGAAAAUCACUGCAACAGUGGUUAAAUAUUGGUGCUAGUCUGUUGACCGAUAUAUUUCUAUUCUUUUGCUUAUGUAUUUAUUGUACACAUAAUAAACUUCAGAACUGUUUCAAUAUACAUAAAUCACAUUGCCAUAUAUUAUAAAUAAAUACAGUGAAUGAUAUGAAAAACGACAUUAAGAAGUAAUUUGUUUACAAUACUUCGUUUUCCAUUUUCCUUUCAAAUGCAUUUGGUUUUUCGAACUAACUUCUAUUUCUGUACUUGUAAUUGUAAUGUUAU